Vespula vulgaris is the source of this 1627-nucleotide messenger RNA. RefSeq lists its product as uncharacterized. Bases 794 to 1534 code for a protein of 246 amino acids. The transcript is spliced from 3 exons. The record is from RefSeq and is a predicted model, not a curated record. Lineage: Eukaryota; Metazoa; Arthropoda; Insecta; Hymenoptera; Vespidae.
UUCCUUAUCAAACAAAAUUACUGUCGCGUUUGGACUUGUAACGAAUAUAAUCGAAAAAAUACGAAAAAAAUAUCGAAGCACGAACACGAAUUUUUGCUCCUGACCAUCGAACCUCUUCUCGCACGGAAUUUACGAGCGACCAGCGACGUACGUAUUCCAAAUUUCAACAUUAUUUUCCUUUAAGCGCUAAUAAGAUACGACGGAACGCCAACGAGAUAACGUUACGCGUUAAACAACCAACCUACCUACGGUACGCGCGUUGUGUAUAACGAGGUGGCAUGCCAGUGACCCAUAUUUCAGGUAAUAAUUUAUUCCUUAAGGUCAGUAGUCGGUGGCAUCGAUUCUUCUAUAUUACGUCCACCUCUCGUCGGCACACUCGUGUUCGGCUUUAGGUCUAAAAAGGAACGAAACGAAAAAAGAGAUUCGCCUCGUCGCCAAUAUAGCCGCAAGAGAAGCUCGACGUUUCGCAAUAUUUCUCAACUCCACCGAAUGAUAUUUAUAUUUUGAAGUUUUGCAGCAGCAGCAGCAGCAGCUCCAAAUAAAAAUUUCAGCGAAAAACAAAGCGUGGAAAAGAAUUUGGCCGCCAGGAAGCUCGCCGUAAGCAAAUUUUCGUCUUUCGUUGUCUCGUCUCUAAGAAAAGGAACAAGGAAGGAAAAGGAAAAAGUAAAAAAAAAAAAAGGAAAAACGGAGAAAGAAAGAGUCGAAGACUGAGAGAAACGAAGGAGAAAAAGAGGAGCGACCGAGGAAAGGAACGAAGGAAGCUAUCGUCGGGCGUUGCUUCUAUUAACGAAGAAUGGGAUACAGAAGCGGUAGAAAGAGCAGCAAUGGUCGUUCCAAGUUACACGUCGCCAGACCACAUCGUCGUAGCUCGAAGAAUCGUGCUGGCUUGUCGUCCUGUGUGCACAAAUGCGUGGGUAGCGAAGGUUUACAAAAAAUAAGAAAUCACAUAAUGAAGGCCCUCGACUUUGGCAUCGAAUCCGGAUAUCUCGUACCAAUGGACGCAACCUAUAAGAUGCUGCGCGUAUCCUCCGAUUUAUUGGAAAAACGGCAAAGUCGAAGAACGGAGAAAAAGGACGAAGAGACGACGAAAUACAGGAGGAAAGGGUCCAAGGAUUCGUGGAAAUUGCGUGAAAAAGAAAAUAAAGAAGACGAGUCGGUGGACCGAUCGACGAAGAAAUUCGAGGAACGUCCGGUACAAGACGCGAGGUGCAGACGAAACAGUAGAAGAAAUUAUAGAUCUCGAAGUCGAUCCAGAAGAAAUCAACGCAGAUCUCGCAGGAGACGUAGGAGGUGCAGUUCGGAGAAUCCCGAGGAGAUGGGAGAAGACGAGGACGAUUACGAGCCAAACAAAAACUCCGAAAAGAGGAACCCUCGUAACGAGCGUGCGAAUAGCGGUUCGAGAAGUUCACGAUCGAAAACGCAGGAAGACAAAACCGACGUCGGAAGAUCCGACGACGUCUCGGACAUUUCCCUCGACGAGGACGAAAGCGACGACGAGGGGGAUAAGAAGGAGACCAACGCUAUCAAAUCUUAAUUCAAAUCGAUGUGCGAUAGCCGCGAACCACUUUCAAAUUUCUUAGUAUCGUCCACUUCUCCCAAUGUUAUUAUUAUCCGUAUGACCAAUAUA